Molecule: messenger RNA, 1017 nt
Organism: Cylindrotheca closterium
Lineage: Eukaryota; Bacillariophyta; Bacillariophyceae; Bacillariales; Bacillariaceae
Source: the annotation of a GenBank genome assembly
AUGGUGAGAUGGAAUGAAGAAGACACAGUCAUUGACAACAAUACUUCCAUAGAAGUCGUCCAAGCACCCCAAAAUGUUGAAGCUAGAAAAUUGUUCCAUUUCGCAAAGAUGAAUGCGUGGGAUGACCUAAUUGGAUGUUUGCCAUCCUAUUCCGAAGACACCAUCCGUCAUGCUUGCGAUGAGGCAGCUGGUGAUGAGAAAGCAUCACUGUUGCAUGUGGUUCUAAGUAGUGACUCGGUUCCAGUGCAUGUUAUCAGGGCAAUAUUGGAUUCCACUGGCAAUCCAGCAAGCAUGGUCAGUGAGACAAACGUUUUGAAGCAAACCCCUCUCCAUACUGCUGUUCAUUUCAUUCCAGAGCGAGCAGAUAUCAUCGAGUGUCUUGUACGAGUAGCACCAGCGAUAAUAGGCUAUCGUGAUCAUCUGAACUUAAGGCCAAUCGAUAUUCUGUUACAGAAGAUUAUCAUGACUGAGGAGGUAGUCAAGUAUGUCAACAACACUGGAGUAGCUCUACUGGAUGAACUCUGGGAGACUGCGUCUAUACUGGCUCGAUAUGCCAACUCAAAAAAAUCACAACCACAAUUUCAGCCAACUCUACAUUCAUGCUUAAGAAUAUUUGAUUUUCCAUUCGCCUUGAAAGAGAGGGCGCUGAAAAGAUAUUAUCAACAACUCACUGUGGUAGACGCGACAGGCGACCUCCCAUUGCAUGUAAUUGCGAGACAAACUCCUCCGGCAGAAGGCGGAGUAGACGAAGACUACGAGCUUGACUUUCUAAACAGGGUUUUGACGCUUUGUCCUGCUGCUGCAGCACAAUGGAACAAUGAACAUCACACUCCGUUGUACGUCGCCAUUAAAAGCGGUCGCAAAUGGAGUUCCGGCGUUCGACGACUACUAGACGCCAACCCAGCUGCCAUCGGAAACGUGCAGCUUCCUAGAGCAUUGUUUCCUUACCUUCUUGCGAGGCUGAAACCGUCGACGCUCUAUGGAGUUAUUGUGGCGCAACCAGAGUUGCUCCGUUGA